Messenger RNA from Lecanosticta acicola, 1834 nucleotides. NCBI's taxonomy places the organism in Eukaryota, Fungi, Ascomycota, Dothideomycetes, Mycosphaerellales, Mycosphaerellaceae. The record is from the annotation of a GenBank genome assembly.
AUGGCGACUUCGAAAGCAGAAGAUCAUCCGCCUGUAAUCGCGGAAGUCAGCCAAGGCCUGCGUGGACGCGAAGACGCAGGCACCGUAAUAACCGGCGAAAAUACGAGCUCCAAAGCGGAACUCGAAGACGACCUAACCAGAGCCGACCCUGCAAGACAGACGUCCUCCUCCUCCUCCAAAUCUUCAACGUCCUGUCCCAGUGCUCACGACGAAAAUGUCGCCGCCACGCAAGAAGAGGCAUACACCCUCGUUUCCUUUUCCAGAGGCGACCCCGAGAAUCCGUAUAAUUGGAGUCAGAAGAAGAAGACGUAUGUCCUUCUCACUUGUAUCGCGCUGGUCAUGAACAGCACGAUCGGGAGCGCGUUGCCGUCAGGCGCAUCGGAAGAGACCGCGGCGCAUUUCGACAUCACGAAUCAAUCGCUUUUAGUACUUCCGGUGUCGAUCUUCUUGGUGGGAUAUGUCUUGGGUCCACUGGUGAGUAUAUCAUUGUUGUACCAUCUCGUUUCAUGCUAAGUGAUUCAAGGUCUUUGCGCCCAUGAGCGAGUCGUUCGGCAGGAAAUGGGUGGUCAUGGGAACUUUUAUAACUUUCACGGCUUUCAAUCUGGGUUGCGCGCUCACCCCGACAUUCGCCGGUCUCAUCAUCAUGAGACUUCUGGUCGGUAUCAGCGCAUCAACCCCAAUCUCCGUGAUCGGGGGGAUCUACGCCGAUAUCUACGGUACACCAAAGGCCCGCGGACGAGCGGUGACGGCAUUCAUGGCGGCGACGACGUGGGGACCAUUGAUUGGACCCAUCAUCAGCGGCUUUGUGGCGACGGUUUCCUGGAGAUGGACGUACUGGGUGGCACUCAUCAUUGCUGGCGCGACAUGGCCAUUUCUGAUAUUCCUGCCCGAGACGUACGGACCUGUUCUGCUGCGGCGGCGGGCAGAGAGGCUGCGGGCGGCGAGCGGAGAUGUCAGAGUCGUCGCUCCCGUGGAGAUGGAAGAGAAGCAGAGUUGGGCCGAGUUCUGUACGGUGGUCCUGACCAGGCCAGUCCGGAUGUUCCUGUUCGAGUGGAUCGUGCUGUUCAGCUGCCUGUAUCUCUCGGUGGCUUACGCCAUCUUCUACAUCUACUUCCAGGCGUAUCCGAUCAUCUUCCAGGGCACAUAUGGGUUCACUGCGGGCGAAGAGGGCCUGACCUUCCUACCGAUUGGCGUUGGGGCUGUGUUCGCCGGCGGCAUCUACCUCUACUGGGAGCACUACCUGGACAAGGCCCGAAACCGACCUUGCCCACCGGCGUGGGCUCAGAAGGAGGAAUACGUUCGACUCCCCAUCGCCUGCCUCGGGGCUCCGCUGUUUGCCAUCAGCCUGUUCUGGCUCGGAUGGACCGCCAAGCCCGAGAUCCACUGGAUUGUGCCGACGCUGUCUGCACUUCCGUUUGGCAUUGGCUUCCUCCUGAUCUUUAUGGCCUUGAUCAAUUACAUUGUGGAUGCAUACGAAGUGUUCGCGGCGAGUGCCAUGGGAGCGGCAUCAUGCUCGAGAUCCAUUUUUGGAGUGGUGCUGCCAUUCGCGGCGCGGCCGAUGUACGAAACCUUGGGAAUCGGAUGGGCGUGCAGUCUGUUUGGGUUUGUCAGCAUUGCGAUGGGGAUUGUGCCCUUCUUCUUCAUCCGGUACGGAGAGCAGAUCCGAGCCAAUAGCAAGUGGUGUCAGGAGUUGAAGCGGCAGAAGGGCGAAAGGGAGGAGGAGAGGGAGAGGCGGCAGAUGGAAGGGCGAGAGCCGGAGGCGGAGGGCAGGACGGGGGGGCAUCAUCCGCGUGUGCAUGGCGAUGGCGAUGGCGAUGGCGAGAAACAAGUUUGA